AAAUCUUUGGUUAAGGGAGAUUUAAAAAUGGCAACUCCAGCAAAGAGGCCACGUGAGGAAAAUGAACCAAAUGUUGAUCAAAACACAAAUGACAGUGUAUACGCAAGUAAUAAAUCUGACUGCAGAAAGAGAGCAGCUGCAUUUCUCAAGUGGUUUUCUUCUAAUGCUGAUAAUUAUUUCAAUGAAAAGGUUACCAUUGGACCAGAUGGUUCUUGUGCUCAGAAUGGCAUGGUCGCUCUUAGUGACAUUGAUGAGGGAGAAUGUCUUUUCCGGAUUUCCAGAAAAAUUCUUCUACAUCCAAAGACUUGCAGCAUUUCAGAAUUACUUGAAGAAGACCCUGUUAACAGUGAGAGUGGGUGGUCAGAACUGCUGAUUUCUAUGAUGCAUGAAUAUAAUGCCCAGAAGUCACAGUGGAAACUAUACUUUGAUGUUUUACCAGAAUCAGUUGAUUUACCAAUGUUUUGGACAAAAGAAGAGAGGGAGCCGUUAUUGACAGGAACAGGAGUAGUGGAGGCAGUGAACCGUGACAUCAACAAAAUCCAUAAGGAAUUUGAAGCAAUUGUCUCCCCUUACAUAAAAAAGCACAAAGACAUCAUCAGUCCAGGAUGUGACGACAUAGAUUUAUACAAAAAGAUGGUGUCCUAUGUGAUGGCCUACAGUUUCACAGAGCCACCAAAGGAUGAUGACAGCGAUGAUUUAACUGAAGAGGAGGAGGAAGAAGAAAAGUCAAUCAUUUAUAUGGUCCCCAUGGCUGACAUGUUAAACCACAUAGCCAAGAAUAAUGCUCAUUUGUCUUUUAAACCUGAUUGCUUAGAAAUGAUUUCUACUAAGGCAAUUAGCAAGGGAGAGGAAGUGUUUAACACCUAUGGAGAGCUUGCUAACUGGCAUCUUCUCCACAUGUAUGGAUUCUCAGAAGCUUAUCCUGAAAAUCACUAUGAUACAGUAGACAUGCCUCUGGACACUGUUCUAGACAUUGCUGAAGAGGAAACAGAAAAUAAAGAAUUUGCAAAAAAGAAAUCUUCUUUCUUUAAACAAAAGCUUAUGGAGGAUUUGAUUGGUGACGUGGUGGUGGGAACUAGUGGGAUUUUAACAGACGACAGAUUGUUCCUGGUGUUAAAGGUGAUGGAGAUGACCCCUUCACAGUUUGCCAUUUAUGAGGAGGAGUGUGAGGAGGGCUGGGAGGAGGAUCUGGAAGAGGACACAUCUGUCCUCGCAGACUUUGAAAAAAUGAAAGAUCUGAGCCAAUCUUGGAAAACUAUCAUCUCCAGGUCAGCAUCUACCUGUUUGAAGAGGUACAACACUAGUAUGCAGGAAGAUGAGGAGAAGUUAAUGCAGAUCAAGACACUUAACUCACGGCAGCAACAUUCAUUAUAUCUGUGUUAUGGACAGAAAAUGUUACUGCAGAAAUUAAUAAAUGCCUGCAGAUAAAA
Saccostrea echinata is the source of this 1430-nucleotide messenger RNA. RefSeq names its product N-lysine methyltransferase setd6-like. Gene Ontology annotation, molecular function: protein binding; protein-lysine N-methyltransferase activity. Gene Ontology annotation, cellular component: nucleus. NCBI's taxonomy places the organism in Eukaryota, Metazoa, Mollusca, Bivalvia, Ostreida, Ostreidae. The record is from RefSeq and is a predicted model, not a curated record. Gene Ontology annotation, biological process: peptidyl-lysine monomethylation. The transcript is spliced from 11 exons. Bases 28 to 1428 code for a protein of 466 amino acids.